AUGGAUACCAAAACGUUAAUAAAGAAGCAAUUCACGGCGCAGAAGCUAGUGUUCCACUUCAUCUUCUGGGGUGCCCACUGGGGUGUUUUCGCUUAUGGAUGGUAUAAGCAGGCGGCUGACCCACGGUUGGCUCCUCUGAACCUACUGCAGUUCUCCGUCUGGAUCUCUCGAGGUGCUGGGUUUGUUCUCAGUUUCGACUGCAUGCUUAUCUUGCUGCCCGUGUGCCGUACGAUUAUGCGAUGGAUCCGCCCCAAGGUUCGAUGGCUGCCCUUCGAUGAGAAUCUGUGGUUCCACCGUCAGCUUGCCUACGCCACCCUCCUCUUCACUAUAAUUCACACCGCCGCUCAUUAUGUCAACUUCUUCAACGUCGAGAGAACCCAGCUUCGUCCAGGUUUCGCACUUGAUAUCCACUACAAGCAAGCCGGUGGUAUUACUGGCCACGUCAUGCUCUUCUGCAUGCUUCUCAUGUACACCACUGCCCACGUUAAGAUUCGACAACAGUGCUUCGAAGCCUUCUGGUACACUCAUCACUUGUUUAUCCCGUUCUUCCUCGGCCUGUACACCCACACCGUCGGCUGCUUUGUCCGCGACACAGCUGAUCCCAUUUCUCCAUUCGCCGGAGAUGAGUAUUGGAAGCACUGCAUUGGUUAUCUCGGCUGGCGAUGGGAACUCUGGACUGGUGGUCUCUACCUCAUUGAGCGGCUUUACCGCGAGGUUCGUGCUCGCCGCGAGACCAAGAUCACCCGUGUCGUCCGACACCCUUAUGAUGUCGUUGAGAUCCAGUUCGCGAAGCCUUCGUUCAAGUACAAGGCUGGUCAGUGGCUCUUCCUUCAAGUCCCGGCCAUCUCCAAGUAUCAGUGGCAUCCGUUUACCAUCACUUCGUGCCCCUACGACCCCUACGUCUCCGUACACGUUCGGCAAGUUGGAGAUUUCACCCGCGCCCUCGGUGAUGCUGUUGGUGCCGGUUCCGCCCAAGCUAAGCUUUACGAUGGCGUCGACCCUCUUGGCAUGUACGAAGUUGCCCUUCAGAACGGCCAGCAGAUGCCCAGCCUCCGAAUCGACGGACCCUAUGGUGCCCCCGCUGAGGAUGUGUUUGACAAUGAAAUUGCGGUGCUGAUCGGUACUGGUAUCGGUGUUACCCCCUGGGCUUCCAUCUUGAAAAAUAUUUGGCAUCUCCGCAACGGUCCCAACCCACCCACCAGGUUGCGGCGUGUUGAGUUUAUUUGGGUCUGCAAGGAUACUGGGUCCUUCGAGUGGUUCCAGACUCUCCUCUCCUCUCUCGAGGCUCAAAGUAAUGAGGCCGCCCGCAUUCCCGGUAGCAGUGGCGUGGAGUUCCUCAAGAUCCACACCUACCUCACCCAGAAGCUCGAUAUGGACACGACGCAAAACAUCGUGCUCAACUCCGUCGGUGCUGAUCUCGAUCCUCUGACUGAACUCAAGUCGCGCACGAACUUCGGUCGCCCCAACUUCCCCAAGAUCUUUGAGAUGAUGCGUGAUGGUAUCCUUGACCGGACUUACAUCAACGGCCUCGAGAGCAUGCGCACCACGGUCGGUGUCUACUUCUGUGGUCCCUCCGCAGCUGCCCGCGAUAUCAAAAAGGCGUGCAAGCAGGCCACCGUCAGCGAGGUCCUCUUCCGAUUCUGGAAAGAACAUUUCUAG
This is a messenger RNA of Scedosporium apiospermum, 1659 nucleotides long. RefSeq names its product Cytochrome b-245 heavy chain subunit beta. Bases 1 to 1659 code for a protein of 552 amino acids. The record is from RefSeq and is a predicted model, not a curated record. The transcript has 5 exons. Gene Ontology annotation, cellular component: NADPH oxidase complex; plasma membrane. NCBI's taxonomy places the organism in Eukaryota, Fungi, Ascomycota, Sordariomycetes, Microascales, Microascaceae. Gene Ontology annotation, biological process: defense response; superoxide anion generation. Gene Ontology annotation, molecular function: superoxide-generating NAD(P)H oxidase activity.